ACUGUCACAUACGACCAUAGGACGUUGAAAACAAGGCUUCCCGUUCGCUCAGCCCUAUUUAAGCAACGUACCGGCGGAUUAGUAGUUAGGUGGGUGACCACUAGCGAAUACCCGCUGUUGUAUGUUUUUUGCUCUUUUGUGAGCUUUCUAUACUGCAAGCUUUUUGCGGCGAUUGCGAAUAUUGCAAUCACAGGAUUUAGAGGCUAA
This is a messenger RNA of Didymella exigua CBS 183.55, 207 nucleotides long. RefSeq lists its product as uncharacterized. NCBI's taxonomy places the organism in Eukaryota, Fungi, Ascomycota, Dothideomycetes, Pleosporales, Didymellaceae. The record is from RefSeq and is a predicted model, not a curated record. The annotation marks the transcript as partial. The transcript has a single exon.